AUGUUCCAAGCAGCCACCCUCGUCCUUGCAGGCCUUGCCGCCCUCGCCCCCCUCGGUGCCGACGCAUCCCUCACGCACGGCUCCCGCCGCUCCUCCCGCCACAACUCGCGCGCCUUGAACCGCCGCGCGAACAACGCCACCGCCUCGGCCAGCGGCAGCGCCGGCAAGUGCCGCUCCCACAAGCCCACCACCGCCAUCUCCCUCGCCUCUGCCCUCCCGACCGCAUCAACAUCGGCAGCCGCAGACCGUGCCGCGGAGACCUCUGCCGCGGCAUCGGCCGCGACGUCCAAGUCCGCGUCCGCAUCCUCAACGGGCAAGGCGUCCUCCGCCGCUGCCGCGACCUCGACCAAGAAGGCGUCCGCGACGUCGUCCUCGUCCGCAGCCGAAUCUUCCUCCACCUCCUCGUCGUCUUCCUCGUCCUCGUCCGGUUCCCUCAAGGCCGCGCUCUUCCCCGUGGACGACACGUCCUCGUGGACCAUGGCCUCCGCUCUCGAGGGCGCCGUCAAGCUCACCACGGAUGCGCUUAACAUCGUUUCGGAGAUCAAGUCGAUCAGCAACCCGAUCAAGACGCAAUCCGGCCGUACCGCGAUGCAAGCCUCGUUCCCGAAGGGCAACUGGGGCCUCAACAAGGGCAUCAGCGGUGGCAUGAGCUGGUACGGCCAGGGCCAGACCAGCAGCUCGGACUGGAACAACGCCAAGGAGAUGACCUUCGGCUACGGCAUCUACUUCACCGACGACUUUGCCUUCAACAAGGGCGGCAAGCUCCCCGGUCUCUACUUCGGCACGAGCGAAGACAACGCGCGUGGCUGCUCCGGCGGCAACCGCGACACCGACUGCGCCUCCGUCCGCCUCAUGUGGCGCACGGACGGCAAGGGCGAGGCGUACACUUACCUGCCCAACCCGGAAGUCUCGUCCAAGUUCAACGCCAACAAGGUCCUCUGCGACGUCGCGCCCGAGUCCGACUGCAACGACACGUACGGUGCUUCGGUCGGCCGCGGUGCAUUCAGCUUCAAGAGCGGCGCCUGGAACGACGUUGCCAUGCGCGUCCAGCUCAACGACGGCAGCGAGGCUAACGGCGAGAUCGAGAUUUACUUCAACGGCGAGAGCAAGAUCAAGGUUGACGGCCUCAUCAUCAGCAGCUCGGAUGCUACGCGCGCGCAGGGCAUCAUGGCGCAGUCGUUCUUCGGCGGCUCGGACAGCUCCUGGGCAUCUCCGCAGGACCAGGACAUCUACUUCUCCGACUUCUCCGUCGCGAUCACCAAGACGUUCUAA
This is a messenger RNA of Peniophora sp. CBMAI 1063, 1272 nucleotides long. NCBI's taxonomy places the organism in Eukaryota, Fungi, Basidiomycota, Agaricomycetes, Russulales, Peniophoraceae. The record is from the annotation of a GenBank genome assembly.